AUGAUUUCUUCGUUACAUUGGGUGCGAAAAGGAGUUGCUGCUGAACAACCGGAGAAAUAUGAACUUACCGAACAAGAAUAUGAACGCAUAAAUGUAUUGACAGCUGGUGAACUGAAAGAAGCUCGAGAAGAGUUAAAAGAAAUUAAAGAGGAACAAAUGAAUGAUGUCAAAAAGGAAGAAGAUCCUGAGUUGGCAGAAUAUAAUUUGGAGAAUUAUGAUGAUGACGAUGAAGAGAAAAUUGAAGGCAGACCAAUCAAAUUCUUUGGGAGUGUAAAGUCAUUAACAUAUUACGCGUCUAAUGAAGAAGAUCCAUAUCUAACAUUAAAUGACGAGGAAGACGGCUCUGAAGCUGAAGAUUUACGAAUUCUAAAAACCGAUAAUCUCCUAGUAGCAGCAAAAACCGAGGACGAGAUCUCACAACUAGAAAUCUACGUUUACGAAGAAUCCAAUGAUAAUCUUUAUGUGCAUCAUGAUAUCAUGUUACCGUCGUUUCCCCUAUGCUUGGAAUGGCUGGAUUUCAGGCUAGGUAGAAAGUCGGACGUGCCCGGUGGUGGGAAUUACAUUGCCGUUGGCACUUUUGAGCCGGAAAUUGAGAUUUGGGAUCUGGAUACUAUGGAGUCGAUGUAUCCAGAUGCGAUUAUUGGGAAUCGUGAGGUGAAAGGUGGCGGAAAAAAAAAAAGAGAAAAGAAAAUAAAUCCGAAUUAUCAUACAGAUGCUGUCAUGUCACUUGCAUGGAAUAAACAACACAGAAAUAUUCUUGCGAGUUCUUCAGCUGAUACAACUGUAAAACUUUGGGAUCUUCAAAAAUUCAUAUGCGCGCAUUCAUUUAAUCAUCAUUCAGACAAAGUUCAACAAGUUCAAUGGCAUCCCAUUGAAUCAACAAUACUAAUUACAGCUUCAUACGAUAAAACAGUGACAGCAUUCGACAGUCGAUCACCACAAGCCAUCGAAACAUGGAAUAUUUCUUCGGAUCCAGAAUGUAUUCAAUGGAAUCCAUUUUCACCCCAACAAUUUUAUGUGAGCACCGAAGAGGGACUUGUCCUGUGUUUUGACGCGAGAAAUACGGGAAAUGACAAUAACAAGAAUCAUCACCCGCUAUUCACUCUACAUGCACAUGAUUCUUCGGUAUCGGCGUUAGACGUGAAUCCGUUAAUUGAAGGUUGUUUGGUGACUGGAUCGCCGGAUAAGACGGUUAAAGUUUGGGAUGUCAAAAGUUUAAAGCCUAAUAUGGUGACAAGCAGAGAUCUGAGUGUGGGCAAAGUGUUUUCCCUUCAAUUUUGUCCAGAUUCACCUUUUCAAUUGGCGGUUGCCGGAUCAAGUGGAAGUGUUUAUAUAUGGGAUAUAUCCACAAAUGCUGGAGUUCGUCAUGUAUUUGAAGGUAGAGGAAUUCCAUUAGGAACAAGUAAAAUACCCGUAAAAGAUAUUGACACUCAGCAGUAUAAUAAUUCUGUCAAUUGA
Molecule: messenger RNA, 1458 nt
Organism: Ambispora leptoticha
Lineage: Eukaryota; Fungi; Glomeromycota; Glomeromycetes; Archaeosporales; Ambisporaceae
Source: the annotation of a GenBank genome assembly